Messenger RNA from Acanthosepion pharaonis, 1602 nucleotides. The record is from the annotation of a GenBank genome assembly. Lineage: Eukaryota; Metazoa; Mollusca; Cephalopoda; Sepiida; Sepiidae.
AUGGAUGUUACUAAAGAACAGAUCCUUCAUAGGUUGACUGUUCUUAAAAUCAAAGUCGAGGAACGACUGAAGUUGUGUCGUGGAGACAGAGUAACGCCUCAUGUUUUCUCUGUCUUCCGAAAGGAUAUUCUGCAAUACAUCUUCGAAAUGGAGACUUGUAUCACAAAAUUAGAGCUGGGCUCCUUCCCCGAGACGGACUUGCUUGAGACCGAAGCUGAAUGGGCGCCUCGACUAAUGGAGUACCACCGAGAACUGGGCGAUCUGGAUGGUUCAUUUUCUCCCAGUUCCUGCUUGGAUCCUGUUUCCCAGUCGUUUGGGGUUCCGUCAACACCUGGAAGAAGUUCGGCUUCCUUUGUUGUCAAACCUCCGCAAAUACAAAUAACGGGGCCCACCUUUAGCGGACUUGAGAUGGCUGACGACCACAUGAGUUUCCGGAAUUUUUUGACGAGAUUCGAAAACUGUGUGGUUGGCAUGGCCAAUGACUCUGAAAGAUUAAACUUUCUGAAAUGUUCCCUCUCCGACAGAGCUUUAAGACUGAUUAACCAUUUGAGUUGCACGGAUGCCAACUAUCAGCGUGCUCUUUCGGUGUUAAAGAGGGAGUAUUUGGACAUUGAUGAGAUAAUCGACCAGAUAUUUCAAGACAUUCUAGACUAUGUUCCUAAAAAGGACAUCUGCUGCUCUGGUCUGGGUGAAUUUAUCUCCAGGACUGCCUCUCUCUUGGAGGAGCUAGGGAAUUCUUUUUCUUGCGACUUUUCGGUGGACGAUUCUGGUGGAGCUCGCCUAAUGGCCAAGAUUCUUUUUCAGAAAUUUCCCAAAGAAUUGAAGGGGGAAAUGAUAGGACUAACAGGUAAACGAAUACCAUCAUUGUCUGCUAUAUUGGAACUUACAAGUGAGGCAGUCAAACGAUUACGGGUUAAGGGAAGCGCGUCUGCUGCUUCUACAUUCACCACUGGCCAGGGUUCUUCUCAAAAAACCGCACGGAGGGCCACUGUUACUUCUUCCUUUCAUGUGGAUUCCAACAACCUGACUUCUGCUGGUUAUUCCCGUAGCUUGCCCCCCAUCCUAUUGGUCACUUUUUUCAAUGGAGAAAAAAUGGUGUCAGUUAAUUGCCUUUUGGACACUGGUAGUGGGCGUUCGUACUUGUCUGCUGAUGUACUGAGGGACUUGGGUUCAGUUGAGACUGUUGGAGUCAGUUGUCGGCUUAGACUUUUCACCCUCCUUGGUGAGUGUGACCGGAAUUUCACGGAGGUGGUUCUGGGAGUUGACCUUGGUUCUGGUGAGGCUUUGGCUUCCUCUGUUUUGGUCACUGAUGCAAUGGACUUGUCUGUACGACUGGCUCACUUGGAGACCCUGUUGGGUGCUUUUAGGGCAGCUGACUAUAAUUUGGCUGGCCAAUUUGAGGCCGGGUCAGACCUUGUGCUUAUCAAGGGCAUUAUUGGAUUGGACCUUAUUCAUCGAUUGAUUACAUUGAAGUUGGUCCCCUGUCUGAGGGGUUGGGCAUUUUCUGUUCCGUCAGGCCUGGUUCCCUUUGGAACUGUGGACUCUUUUUGUCAGGAGACAAGAUCCCUUGUGAAGUGGCCCACCUCUCCUUUAAUACUGUAA